AUGUGUGGAGCUUCAGAUACCACUUUCUGUUUUCCUGCCAGCCAUCCGCCGUCGUUCUUUUUACCAGCUUUGCACCCGUCGAAAUCCAUUGGAUCCUCCUCCCUCGUCAACGCGUCGAUGCAGUCAAGCGAUGGGAAUCACGCGCUUCCGCUAUCUCUCUCAACGAUUCCUCCAUCGUCCAAUGCGACACUCAACGAGUUUCCCUCAUCACAGCAGCAGCAGCAGCAGCAGCAGCGACAGCAGCAGCAGCAGCAGCAGCAGGUAGACCGGUCGUGCAUCCAGGAGGUUGAUUUCUUUCGACCCCGCGCAGAACCUUCUGCUGACAGGCCUUUUCCGGCAACGAUCGCUGCAUCCGAGUCGGCUCCCCCUUUCCCACCCACUUGUACCGCCGGAGCGGUUCCUCUGACUCGCCAUGGGAGCCAUCAUUGCACUGAGCCAACGACCAGGUCGUGUGUCGAUCACUCAAUCGUAUCCGUAGCACCCCGACCGCGCCUCCCCUCGCCGCAGCAGAAGCCGUCGUCAGCGGGCCGAUCCCCGUUAUUGGCGUCCUCAUUAGUGGCGUCGGUAGCGGAGUGGGCCAACGUGAUGAUGCCGCCGCCAGCGACAGCGGGGACCGCCAAGAGCCCUCUGCCAGGCUCUUCGCUCACCAACGAUCUGCACAGACCCGUUACCGCCCUUCGCCGACCGACCGGCUCGUUCGGCGAAAAGCCUCGGGGAGACGACGCACCCGCGAAAAGGCCUCGAUGCGAGAGCCCGUCGCAUCAGCUGCUACCCAGUCUGAGCAGCAGCACGGCCUGCACCGCCAAUAUCCGCGAUAGUAGCCACCCCGCUAUUACGCGAUCUGGCCGAUUCAACCCGGCGACACCCGUCCCAAGCAAGUUCUCCUCCGCGAAUCUCGUGCAGGACAUUCAGAAAUCGGCGCGCGGAGACCUGUCGCUGGACCUCCCCCCGCCGUGCUGCUCCUGGAUGUGCAUCUACUUCUCCGUGCCGUGCCGCAAGAAGCGCCGCCUCGCGCCGUCCUCCACCACCAGCGGAAGGACCAACAGCGUCAGCGCCGCUGUUAGCGGAAGCAUGAUCAGCGGCGGCGGCGACAGCGGCGUGAUCAGGAGGCGGAGGGUGGCUCGCCCCGUCGCGCUUCCCGCGUCGAGCGGCACCAGCCUUUCCGGCGCGGCGGGAGCGCCUCGUAACCCGCCGCGGGAUCCGGCGGGGUGGGCGGGGAGCGUGAAGGAGGAGCGGGAGGUCUGGGCAAGGGAGGACCAAUCCAAGGCCAGCAGUAGUAAAGGCGGUGCGCAUCUGGCGAGAUGCGAGAGUGCGAACGGCGGGGAUUCGUCGGUGCACGGAGGCUUAAAUACCGCGCUGGCGUCAGCGUUAGCAGCAGCAAGAGGCGGUCCGUCAGCACCAGGGGGAAGCGUGUUUACACCGGCAGGAGCAGUCAGCCAGCCAGCAGGCGCUUCGGCUUCCGAGCUGCUGGCGUCGUACGCGGCGUCGGGCUGCGCGUCGCCUGCUCUCCGCGCGUUCCUCGCGCUCUCCCCGAACCUGUCGUCCCUGCUCAACCCGCCCUGCGCUCCCCCUUCCGCGCUGGAUGCUGCGGAUAGUGCGUCCGCGCUGCUUCGGCGGCUGCAAAGUGACUCCGCUGCUGCCGCCAUGGCUGCUGCUGCUGCUGCUCGCAUGCACCUGCUGCAACAAGCAUCGGCCGCGCAGCAGCAGCAGCAGCAGCAGCAGCAGCAGCAGCAGCAGCAGCAGCAGCAGCAGCAGCAGCAGCAGCAGCAGCAGCAGCAGCAGCAGCAGCAGCAGCAGCAGCAGCAACAGCAGCAGCAGAUGCUGCAGCAGCAACCACACCCACAAGUGGACACGCCUUGGGAUGCGCCAACUCCCCUCAGUGGUGGCGGCUGUGGCCAUUCCGCUGCUGAUCCCAGCAGCGAUCGAGUGUCGGGUUUUAUCGCAGCGGAGUCAGGCCGGGAUGCUUGGAAGGCCAAGGCUCUUGACCUCUCCCUGCGGUUGUGA
Closterium sp. Naga37s-1 is the source of this 2004-nucleotide messenger RNA. NCBI's taxonomy places the organism in Eukaryota, Viridiplantae, Streptophyta, Zygnematophyceae, Desmidiales, Closteriaceae. The record is from the annotation of a GenBank genome assembly.